Molecule: messenger RNA, 1749 nt
Organism: Sorghum bicolor (sorghum)
Lineage: Eukaryota; Viridiplantae; Streptophyta; Magnoliopsida; Poales; Poaceae
Product: superoxide dismutase [Fe] 1, chloroplastic
Exons: 8
Coding region: 56-1234 (392 amino acids)
Biological process (GO): superoxide metabolic process
Cellular component (GO): chloroplast nucleoid
Molecular function (GO): metal ion binding; superoxide dismutase activity
Source: RefSeq, a predicted model, not a curated record
GUCUAGUCGUCUUGCCUCGCUCGCAUCCGAACCGUCCCCCAAGCGCAGCGCGUCCAUGGCGUCCACCGCGCUGGUGGCAGUGGCAGUGGGGGGCGGCCUCUGUCCCGGUCUCGUCGCCUCCUGCAGCGUCGCAUCCUGCUCCCUGCGCGCCGGCGGCGGUGACUCCCCACGGCUUGGCCGCCGCCUCGUCCUCCUGCAGAGAGGAGGAGGCGCCGAGGGAGAGAGGAAGAGGAUACGGAAUUGCCCAAUAUUUCGUUGUGCCAAUGAGGUGGAUGUCGUGACCGAGGAUGACAAUGUGGAUGGUGAUGCUACCGACGAUGAAGAAGACCUUGAGGCUGCAGCUGAUGACGCUAUUGAUGCUGACGUUGAUACUGAAGAUGAACUGGAUUCUUCGCUGCCUGAGGAUGUUGAGUGGAUAAAGCAGCAGCCACUUCCUUAUCCUUUGGAUGCCCUGGAGCCAUACAUAAGCAAGGAGACGGUGGGGCAGCACUGGGGAGUUCAUCAGCAGAUUCACGUGGACCGGCUCAAUGGCAUGAUCGGUGGUAGCGAGUGGGAAGGCAUGUCGCUGGGGCAGAUGAUGCUCGCCUCGUUCAAUGAGGGCAGAGAGCAGCCCCAUCCUCCCUUCUUCCAUGCUGCACAGGUAUGGAACCAUGAUUUCUAUUGGCGAUCCAUGAAACCUGGCGGUGGGGGCAAGCCACCGGAACGGCUUCUGAAGUUUAUUAAUAGAGACUUUGGCUCCUAUGAGGGUAUGAUCCGCCAAUUCAUGGAUGCUGCAUUAACUCAGUUUGGUUCUGGAUGGGUUUGGCUUUCCUACAAAGGAAGCGGUUUGCCUUAUGUGAAAUCAAGAAGCCCAAUCGCAUCGGACAAUUAUGGUAGGCUGGUCAUCUCAAAGACUCCAAAUGCCAUCAACCCUCUUGUCUGGGGCCACUCUCCACUCCUUGGGAUUGAUGUUUGGGAGCAUGCAUACUACCUGGAUUAUGAGGAUCGAAGGGCUGAUUAUGUUUCUGCAAUUCUAGAGAAUCUUGUGUCGUGGGAAAUAGUCGAGUCAAGGCUCACGAAAGCCGUUGUACGGGCAGUAGAAAGAGAUGAGGAUCUCCGCAGAAGAAUUCAAAGGAAGCAGCAUUUAUCUCAGGCGAAUGGGCAGAGUAGAGCUAGGCCUCGCACUCGGCAAGGCAGACCGACAGGGUGGCAAGGAGACCAAGAAGUCGCCAGGAGCAGCCCUGUGGAGGCAUGACAACGCAGCUGGUGAAUGAGGUGCAAUCAGGUCCCUUGUGUAGCUGAAUGGUGCCGCAAAGAUGGGGAUGAACCUGCAACACGAACACCAGAAAAAGGCGAUCAACCUUUUCUUGAUGACAGUCUUCAGAGCUUGCAUGGGCAUAUUUGUCUAUUCAGGCUGCAUUGCAUACACCCUCAGUACUGUGAAGGGGUUGGGAUAAGUUUUGGUAAGUAGGAUUAGGGUAGAGGUAGAAAUGUAGAAUAGACAGAAAUUCGCCAGAGGUCCAGAACUCGAUUUGCUCGCUGUUCCUUUGGGAUGUGAGUGACAAUGGAAGAUAUGCUUGUGUGUUCUGAACCAUUGGUUGGCAAACCAAGGCUGCAAGAUGUGUUGUCGCUCGUCAGUCUUGUUCAUCCCUUUCCAGUGAUGAUCAGUGACCUGUGACUCUGUGAGGAUGUACCCAUUUGUUAAGGAACUUGCACCGGCUUUGUUUUGGUCUCACUUCAUUUAUAUAUGGACUAUGUUGUAAUGUGGAA